Molecule: messenger RNA, 1131 nt
Organism: Pestalotiopsis fici W106-1
Lineage: Eukaryota; Fungi; Ascomycota; Sordariomycetes; Amphisphaeriales; Sporocadaceae
Exons: 1
Coding region: 1-1131 (376 amino acids)
Source: RefSeq, a predicted model, not a curated record
AUGGAUCCUAGAAGCCCCGGCGCAAACUCGAGAGAGUCUCUGGCCAAUUUUGAUGGGCUCAGAGACAUUCGCAAUCUGUACAAGGACGAAGGAUUGCAAGCCGCCGCUCUCGGGAUGCAGUUUCCCAUCCCAUACUACGAUCAUCGACCCCAGCACCUGGGCAUGAAUGGCCUGGAUGUCAUGGUCGUCCUUAUCCGCCACCUGUAUCGGCACAUGGUUGCUGAAGACCGAGAAAAGGUUGCCGAGGACGAAGAGGAGAACCCGUUGUUGCGCCUGGCAUGGUGCAUGUUUGACAAGGAUCGAGAAACUGCCAAGAGGCAAGACGAUGUGCGCGAAGAUAUUAUGCGCUGGUUGAGAAAGGAGCAUCGUGUGCACCCAAGCCUGGCGUUUGAGGAUCUGGCAGAGAGCCGAAUCAUGGUAGAGACCAUGUUUUCCAAGCCUCCAUUCCUCCUUUACCAUCCCAUUGUCCCGUGCAAGGCGCGGGCAGAUGGUCAUGAGUGGAAGCCAACGCGAUUCCAUCCAAAGGAUAAUGCCGCAUCAAGCCUAGUCACGUGGGAUGGCCAUGGUGACUUGGGAGAAUUCAUUAGCAACGAAAUGUUUGGUAUUCAGAACGACGACCGAGGCAACAACUACUACUACACGUUUGAUCAGCCUACAUUCAUCCGCGUGCAAUACACCAAUGUCAACAACACCAAGACAUACAAGGACCUUGCCGAGAUUUGCGUCGAGAACAAGUUGGUACACGAGGACGGGUCCUUGAUUCCAACUUGGGACAAGGGAAUGGACGAUCCCAGGGACAAUUGGGUCCGAAUCAAUUACCGGCUGAUUGCUGCUGUGCGAGCAAGGGAUCCGAAUACACCCAAGGAUCGAGACUUUAUUCGACGAUGGCAUAUCUCGGGCAAGCCUUUGCUUGAUCCGGAAGAGUCGUCUUUUUCCAGCCAGCAAUGGAAGAUUGGCUCCGGCAAUGGGACAUAUGUGCUUUACUAUUGCAUGCUACCAGAAACGCACCGACGCCCAUUGGCAGCUGGAGAACUGCCAGAGCAGACCAUUCGGGAUCGAAGCUUGAAAGCAAACUUUGACCGCAUGUCGAGUGCGGUCAGGAAUGCCAGCAAGGAGGCAGAGAGCCAGUAG